UCCUUAUGCUUAUCAUUUCACAUGGUGGGUAACAUGAACAUCACAUCCAAAAUGGCUAAGUUAACAUAGCAUCUUCUGUUGCAAAAAUCAAAUCUCACAAAUGGGUCACAACUUAAUUUGUUAAGAAAACCCAUUCAUUCCCUCCAUCAUGUUCCCCGCCAUUUCUCUUCCAACCAACAUAACUGUCAAAACCACCAUAACCGCCACCGCCACAAACAGUCACCACAACCACAAACCACCACCUCUCAACCCAACCUUGAAAUCUCUCUGCAAAUCAGGCAAAUUGGAAGAAGCUCUUCGCUUGAUCGAAUCAUCAACCCCCACACCUUACCAAGAUGAAGAUAUCUCCCAGCUCCUCCAUCUCUGCAUCUCCAGAAAAUCCUUGGAACAUGGCCAGAAGCUCCACCACCACCUGCUUCACUCUAAAGGAAGAGUCAUUGAGAACCCCACCUUGAAAAGCAAGCUCAUCACGCUCUACUCCGUUUGCGGCAGACUCGACGAGGCUCGCCGUGUUUUCCAAGACGAGGAGAAGGAUCCUCCAGAAUCGGUGUGGGUAGCUAUGGCUAUUGGGUACUCGAGAAACGGGUUAUCCAAGGAAGCAUUGCUUCUUUACCGCGACAUGUUGUCGCGGUCCGUGGAGCCAGGGAAUUUCGCGUUUUCCGUGGCCCUCAAGGCGUGUACUGAUGUGGGUGAUUCGCGGGUCGGGAGAGCAAUCCAUGCUCAACUCGCGAAGCGCGAUGAAGAGGCUGAUCAAGUGGUGAACAAUGCGCUUUUGAGAUUCUAUGUGGAGUGUGGUUGCUCUGGUGAUGUCCUUAGGGUGUUUGAGGUAAUGCCUCAACGAAAUGUGGUGUCGUGGAACACUUUAAUUGCGGGUUUUUCUGGUCAAGGUAAAGUGUUUGAGACACUUGAUGCUUUUAGAGCUAUGCAGCUGAAAGAGGGAAUGGGGUUCAGUUGGAUUACCCUUACAACUGUGUUGCCGAUAUGUGCUCAACUUACUGCACUUCAUAGUGGUAAGGAGAUUCAUGGGCAGAUUGUGAAGUCCGGGAAGAAAGCUGAUAGGCCUUUACUUAAUGCACUGAUGGACAUGUAUGCCAAAUGUGGAUCAAUUGGUUAUUGUAAAAAAGUGUUUGAUGGAAUGGAGAGCAAGGAUUUGACAUCAUGGAAUACAAUGUUGGCUGGAUAUUCAAUCAAUGGGCAAAUAGAAAAAGCUAUAGAUUUGUUUGAUGAGAUGAUAAGGUCUAACAUUAGACCAGAUGGUAUUACCUUUGUUUCCUUGCUGUCAGGUUGUAGCCAUUCAGGACUUACCAGUGAGGGGCAAAAAUUCUUCAAUUUGAUGCAGGAUUAUGGGGUGCAACCAUCUUUAGAGCAUUAUGCUUGUUUGGUUGACAUAUUAGGCAGAUCAGGGAAACUUGAUGAGGCAUUAACUGUGGCAAGAAACAUGCCAAUGAAACUCAGUGGAAGCAUUUGGGGAUCAUUGCUUAACUCAUGCCGGCUUGAUGGUAAUGUUUCUCUAGCGGAAACAGCUGCGGAGCGGUUGUUUGAGAUUGAACCUAACAAUGCAGGAAAUUACGUGAUGCUUUCAAACAUAUAUGCUGAUGCAGGAAUGUGGGAAGGUGUGAAGAGAGUUAGAGAAAUGAUGGCUAUAAGGGGGAUAAAGAAAGAUGCUGGAUGCAGUUGGAUACAAAUAAAGCAGAGGAUCCAUACAUUUGUUGCCGGAGGGAGCUCUGAUUUUCGUAGUUCUGCUGAGUAUUUAAAAAUCUGGAACGCGUUGUCAAAUGCAAUUAAGGACUCAGGAUAUAUCCCAAACACUGAUGUUGUUCUUCAUGAUAUAAAUGAGGAGAUGAAGGUAAUGUGGGUUUGUGGGCACAGUGAAAGACUUGCAGCAGUUUUUGCACUGAUUCACACUGGUGCCGGAAUGCCAAUUAGGAUUACAAAGAAUCUCCGGGUUUGUGUUGAUUGUCACUCCUGGAUGAAGGCUGUUUCAAGAGUUACAAGGAGACUAAUUGUAUUAAGAGAUACAAACAGGUUCCACCAUUUUGAAAAUGGUACUUGUUCCUGUAUGGACCACUGGUGAUCACCAUCACCAUACUGUAUUUCACUAAUCAAUGUCAUCAACUAUUUAUAUA
This is a messenger RNA of Lotus japonicus, 2126 nucleotides long. Its product is annotated as pentatricopeptide repeat-containing protein At3g14330. Lineage: Eukaryota; Viridiplantae; Streptophyta; Magnoliopsida; Fabales; Fabaceae. The transcript has a single exon. The record is from RefSeq and is a predicted model, not a curated record. Gene Ontology annotation, biological process: RNA modification. Gene Ontology annotation, molecular function: RNA binding; protein binding; zinc ion binding. The coding region runs from base 149 to 2074 and encodes 641 amino acids.